GGUAGUUCAACAACCAAUUUCAGAAUAGUAAACUUGACAAGAUUGAUUCUGCAAACCCAGGGAGUAAAAGGUAAGGAUAUGCUAACGAAUUAGUGCUAAUAAGUAAUGAAAGAUAGGCAUGGAACGAUGUUGUGGGGUUUCAAGGUCUACAGUUAACCAAAUAAGGCCAAAUGAGCAUCGAUGGGUUACGGGGUCUGCGAUCACUGCUCACCAAGGCAACCCCAGACGAGGUAAGACUUGCAAACAGGUGGCACGGUGUGCGCAUGUCUCGGUUUUGCAGGUAGAACGGCCAGGGGUAACUAAAAUGAAAAGAAAAAGGCGACCGUUGUCGUCGGCACUGGAGAAAACAAAAUCCCCUAUCCUCCAGGUUGAGGUGUGUAGUUACUUGUCAGCGUUGCCCAUCGGCUUUGCUUUCGUUCCCUUCCGUUUUUUUGUCUUUGGCUCACAGCUGGAGUAUCUAACACUUACAGAAAAAGAAAAGAAAAACACAACAGUCAUCGAAGCUUAACACAUUGGAAAACCAUGGCCAAGUCACUGGGCACCCAAAAGUAUGAACAACGAGUUAUUCUACCAGUGGGAUCGAAAGAGAUUGAAUUUACCCUGCCGCCUGGAGCCUUCUCGCUGACGCCGCCUCGAUCACGACGUGCAAACCAGACGCUGGAUAUACCCACAAAGAACGGACCAUCGCUGUCACCGAGCGACGCCCAUAUUGGUAGCAACGUUCGUCAAAGACGUUUCUCAACUGCGUUACUCUUCCCUGGACGGGUUGACGGCACAUCCUCUCCGCUUCUUUCGCCCUCCAUCCUGUUGCAUUGUUCGGCACCCUCGUCACCCAUACCGAACUAUUCACCAUCGCCGGCACACUCACCAUGUCUGUCACCGCUACCGUCGCUUUUUAACUUCUUCCGGGAACGAAGUCCGAGCCCGGCACGAUCACGCACGCCGUCACCUGCAAAAGAAGUGUCCCCUCCGACUACUUCUAGCCGCAAUUCUCCAACAUUAUCAGGUGUAACUUCGAACAUUGGCGCUCUUAAUCCGGAUCUAUACAAGAGUCCGCUGAUUCCUGAAGAAGAUACAAAUAAUUACCCCGAAGGUCACCUCGGUCGCUUCUGGUUCAGCGUUAGUUACGACUCGGAGCAGGAGAAAUUGCUGAUCAAUCUCAUCCGCAUUCACAACUUGCCGAGCCGCGAUAAGGACUCGACCACUGCGUGCGAUCCUCUCGUCAGAGUGGCGUUACUGCCUGGCGAACGGCGAUAUCACCAGUCGAGUAUUCAGCGAAAGACAUGCAACCCAGUUUUUAACGAAGUAUUUGGUUUCUGCGUUUCCCAUAAAGAGCUACAGGAUCAGACUGUCAAAUUCACUGUGAUCGACAACGGGCGACUUCGCAAGAGGCAGGUCAUCGGACACUUGCUCUGCUCGUUGAAAAACAUCUCGAUCGAAGAUGGCAAACAGCAAAUAAUAACGCAAGACAUCAGUAAAGAUCCAUCGUCCGUUGGAUCACCGGGCGAAAUGCACAUCUCACUUUGUUAUCAUCCGUCUGCUGACCGCUUUACCGUCACUGUUUUGCAGGCCAGAAACAUCCGGGCUCCUAACACAGCGGUACCUGACAGUUACGUCCGGCUGACUCUAUUUAAUCAAACGCGAGCCGUCAAAACAAAGCGGACGGGAAUUAUUCGACGGUCGUCAGAUCCUUGUUAUAACGAAAGCUUCCAUUUCCGACUGGAGGCCACUAACGUCGACACAACCAACAUAGUUUUGGCUAUCCACCAACCGGAUAACAAAGAUCGUAUUCUAGGACGUUUGGUACUCGGAUCUUUCAUGUUCGCCCGUGGCCGAGGAAUGGCCCAUUGGAACGAAAUGUUUGCUCGGCCGAGGGAACAUAUUCAACUGUGGCAUCCAUUACCUGAUCUCAAUUGAUCUCCAAAACAGUCGCUGUCCAACGUUUUUUUUUUAAAUGCACACCCCAAAGAAAUGAAAAAGGAAAUAUGGACAAGCGCUGUUGGUGUUUAUAUUCUCCUCUAUGUUUUUCAAUAUUAUCGACAUAAAGAAAUAAUGUUUCGCCAUCUUCUUUCUAUAUACAUAUUUUUCAAUCGUAAUCUAAAGCGUCCAUGAUUCUC
Daphnia carinata is the source of this 2117-nucleotide messenger RNA. Its product is annotated as synaptotagmin-15-like. Gene Ontology annotation, cellular component: membrane. The record is from RefSeq and is a predicted model, not a curated record. NCBI's taxonomy places the organism in Eukaryota, Metazoa, Arthropoda, Branchiopoda, Diplostraca, Daphniidae. The transcript has 11 exons. Gene Ontology annotation, molecular function: calcium ion binding; phosphatidylserine binding; calcium-dependent phospholipid binding. Bases 523 to 1917 code for a protein of 464 amino acids. Gene Ontology annotation, biological process: regulation of dopamine secretion; calcium-ion regulated exocytosis; cellular response to calcium ion.